CCCCAUCCCCCUUCCCUUCCCACCAAAUCACGCUCCGAUCCCCUCCGCCUCCCUCCCGCAGCGACCCGCCACCCACCCGCCGAUCCGGUCCAGAUCCAGAUCCUCCUCCUCCUCCCGCGCGCGCCAUGAGCUCGACGCGGCCCGCGCCGGCGUCGUUCCGGGACCGCACCGGCGAGUUCCGCGCCGCCGUCGAGAGCGCGGCGCGGUACGCCUCCUCGUCCGGCUCCGCCGGGGCGCCGCCCACCAGCAGCGUCGGCGUCGGCCCGCUCGACGUGUCGCGCGGGGCCGCGUCGGUGCAGUCGGAGUUCAACCGCCGCGCCUCCAAGAUCGGGCUCGGGAUCCACCAGACCUCGCAGAAGCUCGCCCGCCUCGCCAAGCUUGCAAAGAGGACAUCUGUCUUUGAUGACCCUACAGUAGAGAUACAAGAGCUGACUGCAGUUAUCAAGAAAGAUAUCACUGCUUUGAAUUCUGCUGUUGUAGACCUACAGGUUCACUGCAACUCACAAAAUGAGAGCGGGAAUCUUUCCAAGGAUACAACAAGUCAUUCCACUACAGUCGUGGACAAUCUCAAAAAUCGCCUGAUGAGUGCAACAAAAGAAUUUAAGGAAGUUCUUACCAUGCGGACAGAGAAUUUGAAGGUUCAUGAAAAUAGAAGACAAAUGUUCUCCUCAUCGGCUGCGAAGGAUGCAUCAAAUCCAUUUAUUCGUCAACGCCCACUUGUCGCCAGGGAUGGGCCUGAAUCCUCAGUGCCCCCAGCACCAUGGGCCAGUGAUUCUGCCUCUACGCCAUUGUUUCAGAGGAAGAAGACUAAUGGAGACCAUGGGGCAUCAUCAUCUUCUUCUCAGCCAUUCAUGCAGCAGCAGUUAGUACAGCAGGACAGUUACAUGCAGAGUAGAGCAGAGGCUCUUCAAAAUGUUGAAUCAACCAUCCAUGAGCUGAGCAACAUAUUUACACAGUUGGCAACUAUGGUUUCUCAACAGGGAGAACUAGCGAUCAGAAUUGAUGAGAACAUGGAUGACACACUAGCCAAUGUCGAGGGAGCGCAGGGCCAGCUGCUGAAGUAUCUCAACAGCAUUUCAUCAAACAGGUGGCUGAUGAUGAAGAUAUUCUUUGUGCUGAUGGUUUUCCUCAUGAUCUUCAUAUUCUUCGUUGCAUGAUUUCUCCCCUUGACAAUGUCACCUCGAAUGUUUUGCAUGGUUGCCUGCUAUGCGUAGUAUAUUCUUUUCAUUUUUACCAAACUACACCAUGUACACAAUUUUCACUCGGAUGAUGAUAAGCAGCCGUCUAGCCCUUUGUGGUCAUGUAAAUUGGGAGAAGCUCCAGAACUGUUCUGUUAUAUUUUUACAACAUGUUUGAUGUACCAUUUCAUGACACGCGGUGGUAAACUAUGUCGAAGGGGGGAAAAAAGUUCUGUCACUGCAAGCUUGUGAAACGCUGAAAGGGUUGUGGUGUUGUGAUUUGUAGACGUGUGAUGGCCCGGCGAUUUGAUGUUCAAA
Molecule: messenger RNA, 1496 nt
Organism: Oryza brachyantha (malo sina)
Lineage: Eukaryota; Viridiplantae; Streptophyta; Magnoliopsida; Poales; Poaceae
Product: syntaxin-32
Exons: 5
Coding region: 126-1157 (343 amino acids)
Biological process (GO): endoplasmic reticulum to Golgi vesicle-mediated transport; intracellular protein transport; vesicle fusion
Cellular component (GO): Golgi membrane; endomembrane system; SNARE complex
Molecular function (GO): SNARE binding; SNAP receptor activity
Source: RefSeq, a predicted model, not a curated record